GUCCUUCCCCCGUCCUCUUCCCCCUCACUCUGGUAGUGCUGGCAGCAUCCAUCCACAGAACACACACUGUGCUGUCUGUGUUCCAGAGAGAAUAUAUCUGCUCUACACAGGGAGGAGAGGAUUAACUCAACAUCAGCUCAUCUGCAUAUUCCCAGGGAACACAUAAGCACCCAAGGCUUCUUCUCUUCUCUAUCCAACUCCAGCCAUCACAGGACUUGACACUCUCGUCGUUGGAUCACCGUUCAUCCAACUCUCUCUGCUGUGAGAGGAUUUAACGGAGGACACAUCUUUCUACUUUUUGGAUUUUGCCAUUUUUGUGUUUCUUCGCUAAGUUUAGGCUUGUCAAAUUGGAGCAAUGCAAUUCACAUGACAUAGUUUAGACUAGUUCUAAGCAUCCCGUUUUUCUUUUUUCUUCUCCAGAGGACCUCUGACUUUUUUGACUGCUCUAUAGGGCUUGCUGCUUGUUCAUCUGAUUUGGUCAACCUGAGUGUCAGAAUGCCAUCCAGGGAGUCUUACGAGGUCCGGAAGGGAGAGAAGUCUUUGGUGCACAAGGCAAAGCAGGAGGCCAACCAGCAGGACAUACUGGCUGCUGCUCUGGGGAUGAGGAUCUCAGGACCCCAGAAACCUCCAGCCACUAUUUGGCAGCCUCUCAAACUGUUUGCCUAUUCACAGCUCACCUCGCUGGUCCGCAAAGCCGCACUGAAGGAUAACAGCCUGCCGCCCAAGUACGAGAAAGUCCACAACUUCAAGGUCCACACGUUCCGGGGACCUCACUGGUGUGAAUACUGUGCCAACUUCAUGUGGGGGCUGACGGCUCAGGGAGUCAAAUGUGCAGAUUGUGGCCUGAAUGUCCACAAGCAGUGCUCCACUAUGGUACCCUGCAACUGCGUGCCAGACCUGAAACACAUCAAGAAAGUAUACAGCUGUGAGCUCACAACUCUGGUGAAAGCUCAUAACACCAAGCGACCCAUGGUGGUGGACAUGUGCAUACAGGAAAUCGAAUCAAGAGGGCUGAAGUCUGAAGGGCUCUACAGAAUAUCUGGAUUCAGCGAUUCAGUCGAAGAUGUCAAGUCGACAUUUGACAGAGAUGGUGAGAAGACAGACAUCUCUGCCAAUGCCUAUGAAGAUAUCAACAUCAUCACGGGAGCACUUAAACUGUACCUCAGGGAUUUACCCAUUCCUGUCAUCUCAUACGACGCCUACCCCAGGUUCAUCGAGACUGCAAAGCUGGAAGACCCAGAGAAGCGGCUAAAGGCCUUCCGUGAGGCUCUGGAACUGUUGCCUGCAGCACACAGUGAAACCCUGAGGUACCUCAUGGCCCAUUUAAAGAGGGUAACGUUGAAUGAGAAAGACAAUCUGAUGAAUGCAGAGAACCUGGGCAUUAUUUUUGGGCCCACUCUCCUGCGUGCCCCCAACCUGGACGCCAUGACGGCACUCAACGACAUCCGCUACCAACCGCAGGUGGUGGAGUUCCUCAUCAAAAAUGAAGACAUCCUCUUCUGAAAACAGACACAUCCAUUCUGCUAAGAUAAGGAAGACAUCCUCUUCUGAAAACAGACACAUCCAUCCUGCUAAGAUAAGGAAGACAUCCUCUUCUGAAAACAGACACAUCCAUCCUGCUAAGAUAAGGAAGACAUCCUCUUCUGAAAACACACAUCCAUUCUGCUAAGAUAAGGAAGACAUCCUCCUCUGAAAACACGCAUCCAUCCUGCUAAGAUAAGGAAGACAUCCUCUUCUGAAAACACACAUCCAUUCUGCUAAGAUAAGGAAGACAUCCUCUUCUGAAAACAGACACAUCCAUUCUGCUAAGAUAAGGAAGACAUCCUUUUCUGAAAACAGACACAUCCAUCCUGCUAAGAUAAGGAAGACAUCCUCUUCUGAAAACAGACACAUCCAUUCUGCUAAGAUAAGGAAGACAUCCUCUUCUGAAAACAGACACAUCCAUCCUGCUAAGAUAAGGAAGGAAAGAGACAGAUUUUUUGUAAAACAGCUUGAUGCUGUCUAAACACUUUUUGUGCAAAGACUUGAAGGAACUUUUCUAUUGCAUUUGUAUUACAUAUGAAUCUUUGUAAUUACAUUUGUGAUACAUCCGUUUCCACUCCCAGUUAAGCAAUGCUGAACCUUACUUUUUCCUCCCCUGUAAUGGGUGUGGAUGUACCUUAAACUUGCAUGUCUGUCUCCCCAUUUUUGUCGGGGUUUGUGUAGAACACUGAUGGACCAGACUUGGCCAUGUCUUUAUUUUGUGUAGCUUUGUAGCGGUAACCUAGCAUGCGAUAAAUAUUGUGAAACAUUAACCAGGUUUCCAUCCAACCUUUUAAUGCGUGUAACGUACAUGUCGGAUAAAACAUUUAAUGACAGGCCUGAUGGAAACAGAUCAUUCGUCGGUAAACUUUCCAAUUGUCAACAAAACAAAAUAUGCUAGACAAGGUGGGACCUUUUCGUGUCGGUAAAAUGAAUUAUGUGAGAAAUGUUGGUGGAAACAAUUUUAUGCGCAAAUAUUGAUAUAAUAACCAUCAUAUCGAAGUCAACUUGGAGUGGUUGUGUGGUCCUCCCACUAAAGUUGUGUGGUCCUCCCACUAUGACUCGUAGGGAAAGCAUACAGGUAUUUUUAUGUGCAAUACAUCAUCACACACAGCCUUUUAUCCACAACAAGUCAAUUUGAUGGAAAAACAUCUCUGGUGGGAAAAUGCGCAUAGUGUUUUUAUGCGUAUUUUUGCAUAUUCGCAUGAAAAUCUGUCACCAAUUGGAUGGAAACCUAGCUAUAGUUACUCUGCUAUUAUUUGUCAUGUAGAUUUACAGUAUCUCCUGCCCGGUUGCCCAAUGGGCAAUUGUUUUUGUGAAGCAUUGUAUACCUGGAUGUGAAAUAGACUACAGUAUCUUCUCUGAACCUUUGUAAUGAUCUUUGACUGAUUCUGUCUUUUUUGCCUUUUCAGCUGUUUUAGAAGUAUUUUUUAGGGGAAAUGCAAAGCCUCUUUCAAUCAGAAAACAAUCAGUGUACCUUUAAAUGUUCUGUUACAUUUGCCUGACAGUCAAAACUGUGUUGCAUUCAAACUGUUACAUUUGUGCAUUUAAUGUUUGUUAUUUUUUAAAUAUUUUUGUACUUAAUUUGCGCAUGUAAACGAUAAUUUAUUAAACCUUGCUUGCUGAAAAUGAA
This is a messenger RNA of Salvelinus fontinalis (brook trout), 3154 nucleotides long. RefSeq names its product chimerin 1 (gene chn1). Lineage: Eukaryota; Metazoa; Chordata; Actinopteri; Salmoniformes; Salmonidae. Gene Ontology annotation, biological process: positive regulation of GTPase activity; signal transduction. Bases 496 to 1503 code for a protein of 335 amino acids. The record is from RefSeq and is a predicted model, not a curated record. Gene Ontology annotation, molecular function: GTPase activator activity. The transcript is spliced from 7 exons.